This is a messenger RNA of Owenia fusiformis, 1270 nucleotides long. NCBI's taxonomy places the organism in Eukaryota, Metazoa, Annelida, Polychaeta, Sabellida, Oweniidae. The record is from the annotation of a GenBank genome assembly.
GGCUGUUGGUUAAGUCAUCAAGUACAGUAUAGUGAAUGAUACAUGACAUGCAAUAUGCAAUUAGUUUUAUCUUUGUUAAUAUUGUACUAAACUAAAUCUCAAUUUAGAGUGGUUGUGGAGAAAUAUGGUAAGUGAAAUUUUUGGCCAGAGAAGGAAGAAACAGCCUGCCAAAAAUUGGCCUGAGAAAAAAUGAUAUGGCUUGUUAAAAUCUGGCAGGCCUGCCAAAAUGUCUAGGUUAAAAAAAUCCUUAUUUCAUGCACUGCACUGCCUUUGGAUUUGCCAUGGAAUAUUACAACACUCAUGCUAUCCAAUAAUAGCAUAUCAAAUUUGACUGAUGGCCAGCUUGGACAGACUUACGGAAAUUUGAAAGUGUUAGAUAUAAGUUUUAACAAAAUAGUUGUUUUUGGAAAACAUAUCUUUGAUGGCCUUUGUAAUUUACAGGAUCUAAGGAUGGGUCAUAAUCCAUAUAAACCACACCUGUUUCACCCACUCGUUUACAAACCACUAAAGAAUAUUCGCAAUAUUCAUGUGGCAUAUUAUGGGGAUGAAUCAAAUGGGCGACCAGGCUCAAGAAUAGCUUUGCUUGAUGCAUUUGAAGGGCUACAGAACUCUACGAUAGAAAGUAUUACAUAUCAACAUAUAACAGUUAUGCCAUUUUUGUUAAAGAGCAAGCACAUGAAAUUUCUUGAACAUUGCAAUUUGAAGAGAUUUAGUCUUCCUGAUAAUAGAAUCUAUGCGUUGGAGUCUCCAGGACUAAAAUAUAUGCCAAAAUUAGAAAUACUGGAUUUGUCAAAUAAUAGUAUUCAAGGCUCAAUACCUGCUCAUGGAGUGUUUAUAGAAAUUUAUAUUAUGAUGAUACAUCUGCGGGUGAUAAAAUUAGAACAUAACAUUCCGGGAAUGGUAUUUGAUAUGAACAAUCCAACUGUAGCAAUAUCAGAAGAUUUAAGUGAAAGAGAAUGGCAUGUUCCUAUAGCACUUGAAGAGCUGUACCUCACAGGGAGCAGAGUGGACAUAGCACCUUCUCAUUUACCAUAUGGAAUAAAGUUACAACGUGAAAAUCGGAUUAAGAUCAUAGAAGCCUCUGCUAGUUUUAUUAUAACAUACAUUGGUAAGCCAAUCAAAGGCCUGGUUAAUUUGGAAAGAUUUAUAUUUAAUGACAAUAACUGCAUUAUUGUACCUGAAUUUUUUACAUGUGAGACUGGAUAUUUUGAAAGUUUGAAAGUUCUUGACAUUGCCAACAACAGAGUAAAACUUUCUUCUAACUCCUCUG